UCAGUGGUGAGUGGACAGCAGAGCAGAAGGUACAGCAACAGCACAGUGCGUCGAGCGGAGAGAUGGAGGGAGCGCUGACCGACUGUGCUCUCGUAUAAACCGGAGAGGGGAGCAGCAGAUGAAGAGGGAAUUAAACCAUGUUACAUCCUGAGAAGUGAACAUCUCCACAGCAAAGCCAGGCUCGUCCCAGAGACACCAGCGUCAUGAAACCAGUCCUGGAUUGAGCCUCUCCUCGGUGGGUUGGCAUGGCCCAGUGAUGAACGGAGCGGUGGUGCCCGGUAGCCCGGAGCUCUCCUCCUCGUGCCCACUGCCUGACUGGCGAGAGUUCUGUGAGCUCCAUGCUCAAGCCUCCGCUGCAGACUUCGCUGACAAGUUCCAGCGCUUCCUGUCAGAGAACCCGUGCUACAACUCGCCCGGUGCUGAUGCUAGCUUCUCACAGCACUUUGCCCACCACUUCCUGGAGUGCUUUUCUGCAGCGCUGACCCAGGCCCGCGAGAACCAGGCGUCCUCGCCGGAAGACGGCUCCAACGCGGCACCCAAGUACAGCAUUGUUCCUUUCCUGGGAAUCCAAGGCUUCCCACUGUCCUACGGUCACGACCUUUACCAGAGACGCAAAGACGCCGGGGCUUCAAGUGAAUCCCUGGACAGUAUGGACAGUGGAGGGGGAGGGAUAGAUGGGGGCGGAAGUGGCACCACUUCCUCCCGAGGCCCCCAGUCGACCCACAAGGUGUCUGCUCUGGGACAGUCCCGCAGCUCAGAGGACGUGUCGGUCAGUCACCCAAAGGCUCGCUUCAAGAAGGGUUUCUCUCUGAGGAACAUGAGCCUGUGUGUGGUGGACGGGGUGAAGGAGAUGUGGCACCGACGGGCCUCCCCUGAGCCUGACGCUCCCUCUGGAGCCAGGAAGGUUAACGGGGCAGGAGGAGGAGGAGGAGGAGCGGGAGGGGGAGGAGGAGGAGGAGGGGGGGAGGCUGCAGGGGGAGAGAAGUGGUCCCAAAAGCUGCGGCUUCCCAGGGGUUCCCAGGGCCACAAGGCUGAGCUGCUGGAAAUCCAAAGGGAGGGAGCGCUGAGGUACAUGGUGGCUGAUGACACUAACUGUAUGGGCGCUGCACAGUGGCAGAAGUGCCGCCUGCUGCUGAGGAAGACGAAGAGGGAGGAAGGAGGGGAGAGGUUCCUGCUGGAGUUCUACGUACCACCCAAGUCCUCAAAGCCCAAAGUCAGCAUCCCUCUGUCAGCCAUCGUGGAGGUGAGGACCACCAUGCCGCUGGAGAUGCCCGACAAGGACAACACCUUUGUUCUUAAGGUGGAAAACGGGGGAGAGUACAUCCUGGAAACCAUCGACUCGCUGCAGAAAAACUCCUGGGUUGCUGACAUCCAGGACUGCACAGACCCGGGUGACAGCGGCGAUGAUAUUGAGCUGGCGUCGUGUCCUCAUGGCCAGGCCUCCAAAGACUGCUCCAUGGUGGCCUCCUGCAGCUGUGAGCUGCUGUCUGAGGGUGUGUAUCGUGCUCCGGAGAGGUCAUGUCCUACGGCAGCAGAGCAUUACAGCGCUCCCUCAGUCCGUUGCAGGGAACCCCCCUUCACCCAGCACCCAUCUCACAUGCCUUUAGAGCGCUUCCUCCAGUCCCCAGAGGCCCAGGGCUCCAACUCCUCUGCAGGUGGCAGUGAAGGAGCUAAAGACUCAGAUGGCGAUGCCAGCUUGGCGGGUUACCCAUGGUUCCAUGGUACACUGUCUCGUGUGCGUGCGGCUCAGCUGGUGCUUGCAGGCGGGGCCAGGAGCCACGGGCUAUUUGUGAUUCGUCAGAGCGAGACACGGCCGGGCGAGUACGUCCUCACCUUCAACUUCCAGGGCAAAGCCAAGCAUUUGCGCUUGUCGGUGAAUGAGAACGGGCAGUGCCACGUCCACCACUUGUGGUUUCACACUGUGUCGGACAUGUUGAGACACUUCCACGCCCACCCCAUCCCGCUCGAAUCCGGAGGCUCGGCUGACAUCACAUUACGCUCCUAUGUACAAGUGCAGCGAAGCUCCGCUACAGAUGUGACCGUGCCUCCAGUCCUCACCCCGCCCAGGGAUGCGGGCUGCCGGACAGAUUCAGCCCAGCCAGCCCUCCACCCUCCUGGGAUCACAGCGCCUGCGGGCCCUCCCUCUGAUGCCCCGCUCUCCUCGAGCACCUCCUCCUCACCCACCACCCUUCCCUCCCUCUCCCGCAGUGACCCAGGUACUGGAGGAGGAGUAGGAGGAGGGUUACAAAGCCGGAGCAACAGCUCUGAGCGCCUGCUGGAGGCCUCUAGUGGUGCAUCUGAGGACUACCAUGACGCUGAUGGGACUCGAAGGGCCCGAGCUGUGGAGAACCAGUACUCUUUCUACUAAACCACCCAGGGCAGGGUUCAGUCGAAUAUUUUCGGAAUUGGAUGAGAUGCAGAAAGUUGGAGGUGAUGUGGGACGUUCAGCUGGUGAUGAAAACGGUCCAAAUCACUGGAUCGCCCAUUGUUUGGUUUGUUUUUAUUUCAAGGCAAUUUCCUGUUUCUCUGAUUUGAGAAAGGAGGUGAGAUCAUGAUGAGCCAUUUGUCCACACUGAUAAAUCCCUCAGGCUCUUUGUUUCAAAUUUAGUUGUCAAGGAUGUGAGUAAACAGACAUACAGAGAGGGACAGGUAGACAGGGAGAGGUUGAGAUGGAGUGGGAGAUUAGACAUAGAUUUGUGUGGGUGGAGAAAGCAAGAGGAAGUCAUCCAGUGGCCAUGUGGCUUUGAUUCUUCUCUUUCAACCACUUCCUGUUCACCCUUACCCGCAGUUCCCUGGGAGCAGAGCCUGUGUCACCACCCCAUUGAGGGACUGAGAGUUUGAAAUGACCCUGAAGAAACAGUCCCUCCCUUCAGAGCUCCUCCAGAGCUCCUGAGAGCAUCCCAUUAAUGUUUGUAAAGCUGCUUUGAGUCUGUCCCGGAUAUCCUCACUGUCCCUGCGGGGUUGCCCUACAAAGUCCUGCUCCAGGUCUCUGCUCUACACUAACAUCAGUGCAGCAAUCAUGGGUGUGUUAGUGUUAGCCCGGGGAUGUUUUUCUUAAAUAUGUACAGCCUAAAGGGUCUUAGUGCCUGACGAUUACCUUGGACUUGAAUGGACUGUUGCCUAUAGCAAUGAGGAGGAUGAUGUUGACAUACUCACAACAGCCCAAAAAUUAAAUGCAGGUGAUUAUUUUACUGUCGGUUUCUGCUUCAAACAUACUGAACAUGCAUAUCUCUGCCUACUGAAAUGGUUUUGUUCUCACAGCUUUAUCGGUGGCUGCAGCAUUCACACAGGUGGUCAUAUGUUGUGUUACAAAUCACUUUCAAAAUGUUGAAAUGGAAGAUGAACAACACACAUUCAGUCCUUACAAAUAUGGCAGGGUGGCUCCCAUUUUGCUGUCAUACUGGGUUAUUUCUAUGAGUGUGCGGUGGUGUAUUAGAGUCCCAAUGUUUUUCAAUGAUCGGUGUGCUACAGUAAUGUUUCUAAAACAUGGUUUUUGGGGUCCCUCCGUCUGGUGCUGGUUCUGUAUUCAAGAUCAUCAUAUCGAUAACCUGUAGAUUAGAUAUGCUGUUCAUAUAGGAGUUCACUUUGAAGUAAUGCCUUGAAGAUAUUAUUAUACCAAAACCAGCAGAGGGAGGGACUUGGGACUUGUUUUUUUAGGAAGGUGGCAGUAUUUUGUACUGUUUGUGCGGCCUGCAUGUGCGCUUGUAGGUCUGAACUGGAACGGUACAGUUUGUAAUAUAAUAGGAACUAGAUGGCCAUGCUUGAGUAGAGAAAUGUACUUUUUGCUAACACAUUACUGAGAUUAAGCUUUUUAAUAAAUCAAAAGAAAACCUAAUUUCCACACCACAAAAUAUUAUUUAUAAGAACUGACACCUAAAUAUUCAUUAUAAUACAAAAUAUCAGUGAAAAUACCCUCUUUCAGGAAAAGACAUUUUGAAAAUGUGUGUAUUUGUUUCCUUAAGAGUUAAAUGAAAAGAGUAAAUGAAUACCACUCUCAUGUCUGUAACAAAUAUGAAGCUAUACAAACAUCUAAAGCUCACUGAUUAACAUGUCUGUUUAAAAAUCUAAGUGUAAAAACAACAAAUAACCAUUUUAUGGGGGGUUAUGUGCCAGACUAUUUCUUGGUUGGGACAAGUUGCCAAGCAGCCAGCGGAGACUCCAAGAAAUUACUGAUCCUGUACGUCAUAUAUAUUUCCUUGUAAAACAGUGAUUUGUCAUUUUUACAUUUUCAUUUCUGCACUGGUUAAAGAAACAAGAAUAAUGUGUUAAUUACUGAGCUUUAAAGGUGCUAGUAGGCGGAUUUUGUUAUUUUUGGACAGAGCCAGGUUAACUGUUUCCAGUGUUAAUGCGAGGCUGAAGCGGUAGCUUCAUAUUUGCCGAACAGAUAUUAGAGUGCUAUCAAUCAACUCAUCCAUCUCUCAGCAAGACAACAAAUAAUCAUAAUCCCCAAAAUGUUGAACUUUUCCUUCCUUUAAUGCAUGUUAGAUACACCUGAAAACAUAAAAAUACACACAGCAUAAAAACAUCAAACAGCUACUGUAGUUAGAACACAUGCAACACUUUUAUUCAGUUGGAAUAAACAUAUCAAGACUCAGCAUUCGUCUUGUCAAGCAUGGCCAUUUAGCCUCAAAGGUGAAAUUUCAAUUUCAGUCAAGGAGCGAAUGGAUCAGUUCAUGUGCCAAUUUGAAUCCUAUUUUUGAAACAUAUUUAUUCCUCAGCCGUUGUAAAUGACAUUUUUCCUAUUGAGUCUUAUUUAUGUACAAUUGGUUGAUUCUUCUUGAUGAAACAUCCUCAGUGGAACCUGUCUGUUGCAACAGCCCCUUUCACAUAUCACAGAUUUGCUCAUGUCUCCCUUUUAUUUUCUUAACACCUCUUAAGGCUGACUUUUCUGUUGUCUGACUGAGUUUUGAAGAGUCUGUGCAAUUUUGUACAAAGUGAUGUACUUGACAUACUACUUUAUAUUUCUGUGAAUAAAAUGUGAACAGAC
Molecule: messenger RNA, 4987 nt
Organism: Seriola aureovittata
Lineage: Eukaryota; Metazoa; Chordata; Actinopteri; Carangiformes; Carangidae
Product: SH2B adapter protein 2
Exons: 9
Coding region: 257-2368 (703 amino acids)
Biological process (GO): intracellular signal transduction; antigen receptor-mediated signaling pathway
Cellular component (GO): plasma membrane
Molecular function (GO): transmembrane receptor protein tyrosine kinase adaptor activity
Source: RefSeq, a predicted model, not a curated record